Molecule: messenger RNA, 1178 nt
Organism: Aspergillus ochraceoroseus IBT 24754
Lineage: Eukaryota; Fungi; Ascomycota; Eurotiomycetes; Eurotiales; Aspergillaceae
Product: protein transporter TIM23
Exons: 2
Coding region: 130-753 (207 amino acids)
Biological process (GO): protein import into mitochondrial matrix
Cellular component (GO): mitochondrial inner membrane; TIM23 mitochondrial import inner membrane translocase complex
Molecular function (GO): transmembrane protein transporter activity
Source: RefSeq, a predicted model, not a curated record
AAGUAUCCUGCUACGUGUUCCUAGCGACUGCUCUCCUUCCAUCCCUCCUUCGAAUCUCUUUUUUGUUUUUUUUUUUUUGUUUUUUUUUGGGGGGGGGCCACUCCGUUAUUUAUAUUUAAUUUACCAAAAAUGGCUAUCUGGGAUUCUAUCAGCGGUCACAAACAGUCGCAAGGCCAGGGGGACGAUGUCUUUGACCCUACAAGCGCUCAAGAUGCCACCUCGUUCCUCUCUGAGGUCGCCAUUCCGGAUCCUACGCAGCUGCACCCCUUGUCCGGCCUGAACCAAGAUACCCUCGACUACCUGACGCUCGAGGACUCCGCCCUUGAUCAGCUUCCCGGCUCUCAAUCGAUUCUGCCGUCCCGAGGGUGGUCCGACGAUCUCUGUUACGGAACUGGAACGACUUAUCUUGCUGCUUUGACACUGGGAGGAGCUUGGGGGUUGGCCGAAGGGCUAAGCCGAACACCGGCGACAGCGCCGCCGAAAAUCCGCCUGAACGGUGUUCUAAACUCGAUCACCCGACGCGGUCCUUUCCUCGGAAACUCUGCUGGAGUGGUGGCUAUGGUCUACAACGGGUUGAACUCGUUUGCCGGAUACGCGCGAGGGAAACACGAUGCCGCGAACAGCAUCGCCGCGGGAGCUGUCAGUGGAAUGGUUUUCAAGAGUACCCGCGGACUGAAGCCCAUGCUGAUCUCCGGCGGUAUUGUGGCCACCAUUGCCGGAACCUGGACGGUGGCGAAGAAGGCCAUUCUGUGAACGCGCACGCGUCCAGCUGUAUUUUAACCCCGCCCUUUCUUCCCAGAGGUCGGGGGAGGAGGAGGACUUCAGUCGAUAGUCUUAUUUGUCACCAGUCGUUGCAAAACAACCCCUUAACUUUUUAUGGUCUGUUUCAGUCAAGCGGGAAGGGUGUUGUUUUAGAUUUACUUUCAUUUACCUUGUAUUAGAACGGUUGCCUUACAUCUUUUCACCCACAAAUCUCUUCACUCCGGCGCUCAAAGCAUCAUCCUUCUUCGGCAUUAUCCAUGGGUUGGGGAACAGGCAUGGUAAUGGAUUUUUGUUCGAUUUUUUUUUUUUUCUGUACAUAUAGCAGUCUCCCUGGCGAAAACUGUUGCAGGGUUCAGUUCGUCUUCCAAGCGCCUUAAUGUUGUUAGGAGAAUAAAAGAUUUCACUUCACACCCUUU